AUAUUUUAACACCUAUCUGAUUUUUAUUUGUUUCGUGUUUUUACGUUGUGUAGGUACCAAAUUGAGUCUGUUAAUAUGAUACUAUAGAAAAACUGGUAAUGUUAUGAUUAUUAUUUAUUUUUUCAUUUUAGUAUUGACUGUUAAUUUAAGUAUCGUACUUUGGAUAUCUCUUAUUCCCAGGUGUUUUUUAUUUUCAGAGUGGUCACUAGAGUAUCUGUCUUUGCCACUGGAGGCCAGUGACCCCUCGGUUCUUCAGUGUGUCCUGUACAGGGAUACUUUUCAUUGUUUUUGUCAACAGGAAGUUUAAAAAGAGUUUAACAGAGAAAGAGAAUCAAUGGAUUGUGUAUAUGUGUCUUCUUUUAAAAAUGCUUAAGGCUCUUGCUUUGAAAUUGCUUGCUGCAUGUCAUUAUUUACUUGUUUUGAAUGGAGAAGUUGAGAAGAAAGGCUGAAUGGCUUGGAUACCUGCUCAACAACGCCUCAAGUUACCUGUUAGACCCACAUUCCAGUGUGAUAGCUUCCCACUCUAACGACAUUCUACUUGCAUUUUAACACAACACAUCCAAGUUACUCUCAUCCAAGCGUACUGUCUUUCUCUGGAAGGAAGUCCUUUAACUUCAGGAAAUCAGAUGCACAUUUUUUUCUCUUGAUCACAAUCCACAAAGUCCUCUCUUUUUAAAAAAAAUCCUGCAUAGUUUUGCUGAAGAAUCUCUCAGAAGCGCAGCAAUAAAAGUGUCAAGUGUCUCAAGUUAUUGAAAUUCUUUCUUCCCCCGCUCAUGUCUAGAGCAAGUCGGUGGCAUCUGACUCACUGUAUUUUUAUCUCUGCUUCUCAUCUGGAAGAGUCUCUGUUAUUUCAGGUAUUUUAUUUUACCAUAUGACGAAUUGCACCCUGAUAAAGUGAUAACUGCAUAGUGAUAUUGACCACGACAAAUGAGGUGGCGAGAUUUAUAUCAAACGCUUUACUUUUUGAACGUCGCAAGUAUCUGUUAAAAGGGAUAGUUCACAUAAAAAUUUUAAUUCUACCAUAAUUUACUCACCCUCUUUAUAUUACAAACCUGUAUAACUUUUUCUUAUGUGGAACACAAGAGGAGCUGUUAAGCAGAAUGUUUGCCCCAUUCACUUUCAUUGCAUUUUUAUCCCAUACAAUCUAAAUGAAUGGUGACUGAGACUAACAUUUUGCCUACCUUUUGUGUUCCAUGAAAAAAAUAGAGUAAUACGGGAACAACAAGAGGACGAGUAAAUGAUUUACUUCUUCUCUUUUCAAAUAAAAUUUUUUGGUAUUUCUAUCCCUUUUUAAUACUGGUAUGAUCCUAUGAUCUGGUAGUAAUCUAAAAACAAUUCUCUCACUCUAAUCGUCAGAUUUUUUUCAAAAUCUGUUUUGAAACUUCCUUCACUUUCAUCUGUGUCUAUCAACAGUCAGGUCUUAACUUUCAGAAAUAUCUAUUGUCUUUCGAGUGGUUUUCUUUGAGGAAGAUUCUUUCUGGCUGAAUGUAGCCAUUCCCAUAUUUGCACUGUGAUGGGGGCAGAAGUGGAAGCUUUGUGUUUUGGAACUGCAGGAUGUCCUGAGGAAGAAGUCAGCGUUCCAUUACAGUGGCCACUGAGCAGCCUGCCUGUAUUCAGAAGCAGAGAGGCAUGCACCUCUCACUCUCGUCUCGUGCACCUCUCUCCUCCUCUGCCUCCAUUUAUAGCUGUGAGUAUGGGGGUAGCUGAGAGUGGGGAUUCCCACCUCUGUCCACAGUCUGUACGUUUUACGUGACAUCCAACCAAAUGCGUCCAGAACUGGAAACUACAGCUGAAGAUUUUGUUUUUUUAUGCCCUUGUAACUUUUUCUUGUAUGUGGGGGAAAAAGUGGAAGUCAAGCUCCCUUGAAUCUUUCGGAACUAGGCUGUGGCAUUACUUCCAAAAACAUGGGGCAAAUUUGAUAUUCGGUUGAUCUGUAAUCUAUGCUUUACCAUGGAUGUGAUUGGUCCUACAAUGAGGUACAAGUUAAAGGAGUUGGCGUGAACUUCAAGGACAUAAAUAAAGAAAACAAAGGCACAAUUUGUGGCGAGAUAUACACAUCGAUCGACACUUUGGCAUUCACAUUUGGCAAUGUAGUGUCUGACUUCCUUAUGGGAGAUGUGGACAGUGGCUCCAGGUUGGGGUACCCCCAAGCCAGAAGUCGUUCUUUUGAAAACCUCUCUGAAGAUUCAGAGGGAUGCAAUCAAGAGAGAAAUGAUCUGGAAGAUCCACCUCUGUCCACUCCAGAGUUGUCCCCUGUGGAGCAGGUGGAUCUGCUUCUGCUAAGGAAUGACAGUGGAGUAGAGUCUGCUUUGCUCUACGCCAAGGCCUGGUCCAAAUACACCAAAGACGUGCUUACCUGGAUGGAGAAACGCCUCAGUCUGGACAUGGAAUGUUCCAAAAGCUUUGUCAAGAUGGCAGAAUCUGCAAAGGCAGUGGCAAGUCAACAGGACUACAUGCCCUUCCGGGAUAUUUAUGUCUCUGCGUUUAAGAAUGAGAUUGAGUACAAUCAGGUUUUGCUCCAAACAGCUGCAGCUCUACAAACCAACAAAUUCGUACAGCCGCUGCUUGUCCGUAAGAAUGAUUUGGACAAGCAAAGGAAAGAGAUAAAAGAACAAUGGCAAAGAGAGCUGAAGAAAAUGAGCGAGGCGGAGAGUGCGGUGAAGAAGGCUCGGUUGCUGAAGAUGCAGAAGAGGGAGGAGUAUGAGAAGGCACGCAGUUCCACCAGCCGCACUGAGGAGGAGCAGCCGGCAACGGGAGGCAGGACUCUUGAGAAGAAACGAAGGGUGGAGGAAGAGGCCCUACAGAGGGCAGAGGAAGCACAGGAGCAGUAUAAAGCCUGUGUGGCUGAUCUAGAGGCAAAGAAGGUUGGCCUGUCUAACGUCAAGAGUGAGAUCCUCGCUCAGAUCCGGAAGCUGGUCUUCCAAUGUGACCUGACCCUCAAAGCGGUGACAGUGAACUGGUUCCAGAUGCAACAGGCUCAGUCUGGACCUCUACCAGUCAACUACCAAUCUCUGUGUGAACAGGCCAAAAAGUAUGAGCCUGGUCAGCGCUAUUCUGAGUUUGUGUGCAGCCUUCCCAAAGAGCGUGUGUGGUUGGAGUCUUUGUCUCAGGACAUCACCGCUCCCUCAAAAACUGGCUCAACCUCUGAAUCACAUCAGCUGCACUUAAACCCACAUACAAAGAUACUGGCCAGUGCUAUCACAUUUCUUUACUGUGCAUUAAGAUCUCACGCCUGCCAAAUGUCCCUUCAUAAGAGGUCUCUGAGCAGUGCCCACUCUUCCCAUGGGAACCUGUCCCAGGGCUCUGUUACAUCUGUGGAUAACCACAGUGCAGAUGAGGUCGAGGGGACUGUACAACCCUGCAAGGCCAAGAUCGCAGAGAGACGCUCCAAUAGCAGUGUAGACAUACAAGCAGUAAGGCCACAGGGCUCACAGCGGUGCUGGAGUUCAGGCAGUGUUGGUGGAGGAGGGAUGUGCAGUGACUCAGAGAGUGCUGGAGGAAGCAGUGAGUCUCGUUCAAUGGACUCCCCCACAGCCAGUCCAGGGGAUUUCAAACGCAGGCUUCCCAGAACUCCUUCAACUGGUACCAUGUCUUCAGCGGAUGACCUGGAUGAGAGAGAGCCAUCUUCCCCAUUAGAUAAUGGUCUUGCUGAGAUGGUGAUGGAAACAGCCAGUUCUCCCGGGCCAUUCCGAAAUGCUCAGAUGUCAAAAGCAGCACACACCCACAAGUUGCGGAAACUGCGAGCCCCCUCCAAAUGCAGAGAGUGUGACAGUCUGGUAGUGUUCCAUGGGGCUGAGUGUGAGGAGUGUUCCUUGGCCUGUCAUAAGAAAUGCCUGGAGACUCUUGCCAUUCAGUGUGGUCAUAAGAAGCUCCAGGGCAGACUGCACCUGUUUGGGAUUGACUUCGCCCAGGUGGCUAAGAACAGUCCUGACGGUAUCCCCUUUAUCAUCAAAAAAUGCACAUCUGAAAUUGAGAGUCGUGCCCUAUACAUUAAGGGCAUUUACCGGGUGAAUGGGGCAAAGUCUCGUGUGGAAAAGCUGUGCCAGGCUUUCGAGAAUGGAAAAGACUUAGUGGAGCUUUCUGAUCUCCACCCACAUGACAUAAGCAACGUGCUCAAGCUUUACCUGAGACAGUUGCCAGAGCCAUUGAUUCUGUAUCGGUAUUAUAAUGAUGUCAUCGGGCUGGCAAAAGAGACUCAGAACAUGGAUGAGACUGACUCACCUAAAGGUAAAUCAUCAGGAGAGCAGUUGUGCCUCAGCAUUGAGCUCAAGAGAGUCAUCUUCAAAAUCAGAGAUCUGCUUCGCCAGCUUCCUGCGGCCCACUACAAAACCCUGCAGUUCCUUAUUGCCCAUCUGCACAGAGUAACAGAGCAAGCUGAAGAGAACAAGAUGACAUCUAGUAACCUGGGUAUCAUCUUCGGUCCCACACUCAUCAAGCCCAGGCAGUUGGAGGCAGAAGUGUCCCUGUCCUCACUGGUUGACUACCCACACCAGGCCCGCAUGGUGGAAGUGCUCAUCAAGCACAAUCAGAUGAUUUUUGAUGUCCCCCUCAGCUCCGUGUCUCCCACCAGUCCAACGGCACCACAGGCUUUUCCCAACAUCCAGGACAAAGAGCCAAAACUCAGCCGCCACUCCAGAUCACUCAUGGAUAUCAAAGAGAGUGCUAAGGUCUUCAAGAGACACUCAUCUGUAAUUUCGUCUGCACAGUUGAUGGAGGAGUUAAAGACAGGGGAAAACAGAGCACAAACACCUGCAGGUGAGGGAUCAGACAUGAACGGGGUUGGCUCGGCUCCUGUGGAGAUGCAGAAGUCCACAUCUGUGUUCAGCCGGUCCGGUGCCAGCAGCCGAAUGGUGCAGCUGCGUCCCCAGCGCUCCAAACAGGUGUCUCGACCCAUCAGCAUGCCCGUGGAUCGACUGCUUAACGAGCAUAACAGCUUCAACACAGCAGACCACGAACCUGCUACCAUUCAGGAGACCACCGAACCAGAGAAGCCUUCGACACCACGACUCACCAACUACUACAGGAACCCAUUCAUUGACACUCAGACACUGAGGAGGACCUGGGACAAACAGUAUAGGCAUUAUGAUGUGACGCCCAGAACUGCAAUGAUAGUAGCCAACCUUCCGCCCUCUGGUGUGAUGGAUAAAGUUAAAUCAGCUGCGACUGUUCCAGGAACAAGCAGUAUCAAUGAAACACCCCACAGCAGCCCUUAUACCAGCAGCCCUGACAGAGUCAUUAGGAAAGACGGUACUGGCCAGUCCAGCAUGGCUCCAAUAAACUUUAGAGCACCACGAAUGCUGAAACCCCCUCCUGGAACUUUCUAUAAACCUCAGUCAGGAAGCCAAUUCAGGUCAUUUGACUCUAUGACAAAGACUGUUUCAGCGGCACCAACCACUACCACGGGAACUGUUUAUACAACAGCCAUUACCAUAGUUCCAACAGUGGCUACAGCAACCAUUGCAACAGUCUCUAGAACAGUGGAUACACCCCCCACCACGCCAACAAUUUCAAUGACUACAGCUACAAUGGUAGCCAAACCGACUGUUACAAUGACACUGUCAGCAGGCACUGUAUCAGUGCAGACAGGAGGAGUGGAGGAGGGACAGUCAGAGUGUGAUUCACUCAGCCCCAUCACGCUCUCUCCCCCUCAGUCUCCAAGCUCCAGUGCUGAGGAGCUCAGCCCCACAGAGAACAAACCGCUGUACCAGAGACGAAAUCGCCGUAUGCAUGAACUGGAGCACAGAGAGGCCCACUUUGUUUAAACAUAUCCUCUUGGUGUUAAGUUUUUGUCAUGCUUGGUACAAUGUCCCCCUCAAGUAUUACAAUCUGCAAGUGACUAGAUAAUCCAGACUAUGGUCAUUUGGUCAUUUUAAUAGCAUGUUUUAAAGGGACUAGUUCACCCAAAAAGGAAAAUCCUGUCCUCAUUUACUCACCACAUAUAGUUCCAAAUCCAUGAUGGAAUGACUUGAAGGCGAGUAAAUAAUAACAGAAUUUUCAUACUUGGGUUAAGUCUAAUAGACCUAUCAAUGCCUUAUUUCAUAUGUACAGUGGCAAGAAAAAGUAUGUGAACCCUUUGGAAUUAGCUGGUUUUCUGCAUUAAUUGGUCAUAAAAUGUGAUCUCAUCUUCAUCAAAGUCACAAGUAUAGACAAACGCAAUGUGCUUAAUCUAAAAACACACAAACAAUUAUAAUCUUUAAUGUCUUUAUUGAACACAUCCCAUUAAACAUUCACAGUAAGUGAACCCUAGGAUGUAAUAACUGAUCGAUCCUCCUUUGACAGCAGUAACCUCAAACAAGAGUUUUCAGUAGCAGCGGAUUAGACCUGCACAACAUUCAGAAGGAAUUUUGGAUCAUUUUUCCUUACAGAACUGUUUCAGCUCAGACACAUUCUUAGGAUAUCUGGUGUGAACGGCUCUCUUGAGGUCAUUCCACAGCAUCUCUGUUUGUUUAAGGUCUGGACUCCAAAAGGUGGAUUUCUUUUUUUCAAGCCAUUCUGUAGCGGAUUUACAUUGAUGUUUAGGGUCAUUGUCCUGCUGUAUCACCCAACUUCUACUGAGCUUCAGCUGGUGCACAGCCACCCUGACAUUAUCCUGUAGGAUAUCUUGAUAAACUUGGGAAUUCAUUUUUCCCUCAAUGAAGGCAAUCAUUACAGGCCCCGAAGCAGCAAAGCAUCCCCAUAUCAUGAUACUCCAUCCACUGUACUUCACCAUUGGAAUUAUGUUUUCAUGUUGGUAUGCGGUGCCCUGUUUACACCAUAUGUAGUGCUGCGUGAUCUUCCCAAACAAUUCAACCUUAGUUUAAUCAGUCCACAAAACAUUUUCCCAGUAGUGUUGUGGAGCGUCAAGGUGGUCUUUGGCAAACUUCUGGCAUGCAGCAAUGUUUUCAUUGGAAAGCAGCAGCUUGCUUCGUGGAGUCUUGCUGUGGACACCAUGCUUGUUUAAUGUUUUCCGUAAAGUAGUCUCAUGAACAGAGAUGUUAACCAGUUCCAAUGAUUCCUUCAAGUUAUUAGCUUUUUUACCUCAUUAAGCACUCUGCAGUGUGCCCUUUGAGCCAUCUUGGCUGGACGGCCACUUUUAGGGAGAGUAGCCACAGUACUAAAUCGUCUCCAUUUAUAGAUCAUUUGUCUGACUGUGGACAGAUGAAUAUGUAAGCUCUUUGAGAUACAUUUGUAACCCUUUCCAGCUUUAUGCAAAGCAACAAUUCUUGAUCGUAGGCCUUCUGAGAUCUCUUUUUUGCGAGGCAUGGUCCACGUCAGCAGAUGCUUCUCGUGAAUAGCAAACUCAAAAUGUUUGAGUGCUUUUUAUAAGUAAAAGUAGCUCUAACCCACAACUCCAAUCUCAUUUCAUUAAUUGGAUGCCAGGUUUGCCAACUCCUGACUCUAAUUAGUUUUUGUUGACAUCAUUAGCCUAGGGGUCCACAUACUUUUUCCAUUCUACACUUUGAAUGUUUGAAUGAUGUAUUCAGUAUCUACAAGAACAGUACAAUAGUUUGUGUGUUAUUAGUUUAAACAGAUUGUGUUUGUUCAUUAUUGUAACUUAGAUGAAUAUCAAACCAGAUUUUAAGACAAAUUUACACAUAAAUGCAGGUAAUUCCAAAGGGAUCACAUACUUUUUUCUUGCUACUGUAUGUAUUGUAUGUAACGUGUCUUUGUUGUGCCAUACUGUAGAUUUGAAAUGUUUUUAUUAUCCCUUUAAGAAAGGGCAAAACAAUUUUGAGAGAUGAGACGACAUUUGAAACGUCUCAAUGGAGAUUCUCUGGAUAAAGAGCUAUUGUCUGUUAAUAUACUGUUAAGCUUCUAUUUGAGCCAGAAAAUGCAGCAAAGGUCCAAAAUAUUUGUGACAUUCACUUAUUAAUAAGUGAGCACACUUUUAGUUAACUCAAAUGGGGGGGGGGGGGGGUAUUAUGUCUGUACUUUUAUGCCAAAUGUCAACCUGUGUUCCCCUUUAUUGUGAUAAGAUGACUAUCCAGAGGUUUCAAGAGACACUGCUUAUAUAAGUAAUCGGUUAUAAUAAUGUGUUAUUAAAAAGAUGUUACAUGUUAAAUAUCCUUUUAUAAAUUCAAAUGGGAUUUGUAUAGUAUUGUCUUUAAUUUCAUGCAGUCAUGCUCAUUGUGAUGCACUUGCUAUGCCUAAUUGAUAUAUGUGACCUGAAUUUUUAACGUACUCUACUUUUAAUCCAUGCCAUCUCAUGCUGAUAUAAUACAUUAACUGCCAGCUAUUUUAUUUGUUUUAUAGUUCGCCUCUUGAAAACACGGUGCUGCUCAUGCAUGUUUUUAGGCUGAGUAAGUGCAUCUGAUUCUUUUUUAUUUUUAAGUCAUAUGCAUUUGUUUACAUUUUGUACACAUAACCCACUGCCAUAAACAUCUGACUAUACAAACAAUUCUUGAAGACUUGUUUGCAAAUUAAAUACUUAAAAAAACUAAUGUUA
Messenger RNA from Myxocyprinus asiaticus (Chinese sucker), 8425 nucleotides. RefSeq names its product rho GTPase-activating protein 29-like. NCBI's taxonomy places the organism in Eukaryota, Metazoa, Chordata, Actinopteri, Cypriniformes, Catostomidae. Gene Ontology annotation, biological process: activation of GTPase activity; signal transduction. The transcript has 22 exons. Gene Ontology annotation, cellular component: cytoplasm. Bases 1941 to 5762 code for a protein of 1273 amino acids. Gene Ontology annotation, molecular function: GTPase activator activity. The record is from RefSeq and is a predicted model, not a curated record.